Trichomonas vaginalis G3 is the source of this 953-nucleotide messenger RNA. RefSeq names its product protein of unknown function, DUF4106 family. NCBI's taxonomy places the organism in Eukaryota, Parabasalia, Trichomonadida, Trichomonadidae. The transcript has a single exon. The record is from RefSeq and is a predicted model, not a curated record. The annotation marks the transcript as partial.
AUGCCACGUAAGCUACGUAAGAAUAUACGUAAGAGGAAGAGAGCAUUGAAACAUCCAAUAGUAAAACUGACACCACAACAACAGUUGCAACAACAAAUGCUGAAUGACCCCACUAUGUUGCAACAAAUGUCAAGCAAUCCUAUGCUUUUAAACCGAGUUGUUGGUGCACAGAGUGGAGGUUUAAGAGCGGCACUUUUAGCGAAAAUGGCAGGCUAUGGUGGAGCUGCAGACGGAACAGCCUAUAACCCUCAAAGUCAAAUGAAUUUGAGUUCACUCAAAAAUCAAAUAUCAGAUGUCAAAAAGUCAAACAUAGACAUACAGAAGCAAAUAAGUGAAAACGAAAAGAAACUAGAAUAUGACAGACACACAAAGAAACUCAAUGAGUUAAACGUAGAGAAAAAGAAGAAAGAAGAACAACUGAAAGAACUAAGUACAGAGGAAUAUGCGAAAAAAGUGUCAGAAAAAGCAACAGAAGUAGCAAAAAUGGAACAAGAUGUCAUAAAUUUGAAAAACCAUACUACUCAAUAUAAAAUACUGAAAGAUGAAGAGAUAAAACAAAAAGCCCUGAAGACAUAUAUGGAUAGCGAUGAGUAUAAAAAAGAAGUUGAAGCAAAUGUAAAGGCAGAAAAACUUUUACAGUUGCAAAACCAAACCGUACAGUAUGAAAACUUAGCACAAGAAAGUAAAAAUAACGACGCAGCCAUGCAAAAGGCAAUGAAAAGCGCAGAAUAUAUAAAAGCUAACAAUGACUGGUUAGAUGCCCAAGCCAACGCUAAAGCAGCCCAACUCAUAGGGUCAAUAAGGACAAAAAUACAAGCGGAUGAAGACAGUUCAAAUGAAGCUUUAACAAAUGCUGACUUUAAGAACGCCUUCGAAGCUCUUCAUAGUAAGGUGAAACAAGUGAACGACUUCUCAUCUGGAAAGAAACUGAAGUCUGAAGGUUUCGACAAAGA